AUGGACAUUGACGAUAUCCUACGCGAGGUCGACCCGGUCUCGUACUCGAUUCCUUCAGAGACACGCGACUUACAGGCUCUGACGCGUGCUUGGGUAGCAGAGCGGUCCGCCCCAGAACUUCUAGAGUGGCCUGCCGAUGGUCUCUUUGAGCGCGUCAACGACCGCAUCAAACGCCAAAUCGAAAAGGUCGAGGACAUGACGGGUGACAUGGACCCCAAGACCAACUUCGCCCUCAUUGUCAUACAGACUGAGCUAGAGCGCUUCAAGUUCCUCGUCAGAAGCUUCCUUCGCGCUCGAAUUGCAAAGAUCGAUAAACAUGCGCUCCACUACCUCUCGUCACCGGCUCUUCGCGCCCGUCUUUCCGAAACAGAACUCGCCUACGCAACCCGCCAUCAAGCACUACUACAUAACCACUACCUUUCCUCCUUCCUCUCCUCCUUCCCACCAAACCUACAGAAUCUCAACGAUACAGCCGGCAACAUCAGCAUGAUCGACGGGCCAGAUCUCGAUACUGCAGUCUUCAUCCGUAUGUUGCGAGACACAGUAGUGGAAGGGAAAGGAACGGACUCGGACGGCUCUGUGCUAGCGAAGACAGGGGACAUCUUGAUCUUGAGAUGGUCUAGCGCAAAGCCUGUCGUUGAUGACGAGAACGCUGAGCUAGUCUGA
This is a messenger RNA of Colletotrichum orchidophilum, 666 nucleotides long. RefSeq lists its product as uncharacterized. Gene Ontology annotation, biological process: double-strand break repair via break-induced replication; DNA-templated DNA replication. The record is from RefSeq and is a predicted model, not a curated record. Gene Ontology annotation, cellular component: GINS complex. Lineage: Eukaryota; Fungi; Ascomycota; Sordariomycetes; Glomerellales; Glomerellaceae. The transcript has 3 exons. The coding region runs from base 1 to 666 and encodes 221 amino acids.